AUGCCUCCAUUCUACGCGGUGAAGCCGGAUAACGCCCUUAAGCGAGCUGAAGAGCUCUGCCAAGCUGGUCAAGAUGAAGUCGCAUUGCAAGCUCUUCAUGAAGUUGUCCUCUCAAAGCGAUCCCGCAGCUAUGCUCUCACCAUGAUGGAACCCAUCAUGCUCAAGUACAUUGAGUUGUGCGUCGACCUUCGUAAGGGAAAGAUGGUCAAGGAAGGCCUUCAUCAGUACCGUAACAUUGCACAGAAUACGAGCGUCAACAGCAUCGAGACUGUUAUCAACAAGCUUCUUGAAUUGGCCGAGCAAAAGGUUGGCGAAGCACGUACUAAGGCUGAUCAAAUCGCUGUGGAUUACAUUGACGACUUGGAAGCUUCUGAGACGCCUGAAUCGAUCAUGCUCAGCACUGUGAGUGGAGAACAGACCAAGGAUCGUACGGAUCGUGCUGUUGUUACACCAUGGCUCAAGUUUUUGUGGGAGGCAUAUCGCACUGUGCUUGACAUGUUGCGUAACAAUGCUCGCUUGGAAACGCUUUAUCACUCGGUUACCAACAAGGCAUUCUCUUUCUGCUUGACCUAUUCGCGCAAGACUGAAUUCCGCCGCUUGUGUGAAAUCCUUCGCAACCAUUUCCAAAACAUGUCAAAGUAUUCGCAUCAACCUCAUUCGAUCAACCUCAACGACCCCGAGACUUUGCAACAAUACCUUGACGCACGUUUCACUCAAUUGAAUGCUGCCGCUGAACUCGAGCUUUGGCAAGAAGCAUUCAAAUCCGUUGAAGAUAUUCAUAUCCUCUUGACAACCUCGAAGCGCCCACCCAAGCCAUUCAUGAUGGCCAACUAUUACGAGAAGCUCACCAAGAUCUUCAUGGUCAGCGAGGAUUAUUUGUUCCAUUCUGCAGCAUGGAACCGUUACUCCAACAUUGAGCGCAUGUUCAACAAGAAUUUGACCGAUGAGGAACAAUCACGCAUGGCAUCCAUUGUUUUGCUUUCCGCCCUUGCCAUCCCUAUCAUCACCACCACCAAGACUCGUCCUGGCUAUGUCGAGGCUGAUGAACAACGCAUUCAAAAGCUCAACCGUUUGUCCAUGUUGAUGGGUCUUCCUUAUCAUCCUACGCGUACCGGUCUUUUGAAGGAGGCUCUCAACAAGAACAUUUUGUCCCGUGUUCGCCCUGAGAUUCGUGAUUUGUACAACAUCCUCGAAGUUCAAUUCCAUCCCUUGUCCAUUUGCAAAAAGAUCAACCCUAUCAUGACUAAGCUUUCCGAAGAUCCUGAUAUGGCUCGCUAUGUUCGUCCUCUUCACCAAGUCAUCCUUACCCGCUUGCUUCAACAACUCUCCCAAGUCUACACCACCGUCAAGCUUGACUUUGUAUUGCAACUUGCCUCAUUCCCUGAACCUUACAACUACGAUGCCGCCACCAUUGAAAAGUUUAUCAUGAACGGAUGCAAGCGUGGUGAAUUGAACAUUCGCAUCGACCAUGCUUCUCAAAGCUUGAUGUUUGAGACCGAUUUGUUUGCUCCUCCCAAGGAUACUGUUACUGAAGGAAUGCAAUUGCAAUCAUCCCCUGCUGAUCUUAUGCGUACUCAACUUUCUCGUUUGGGUAACCGCCUUGGUGCUGUUGCACAAAUGAUCGAUCCUACCGUCAAGGAGCAUGCCACCAAGAACAAGCAAGAAGCUCUUCAAAAGGCACUCAAGGGUGUUGAGCAAGAACACAAGGCUAUGCUUGCACGCAAGGGUGAGAUUGAGCGUCGUAAGGAGAUCAUUGAGAGCGAAUUGUCUCGCAGAGAAAAGCAAGCUGCUCAAGAACGUGCUAUUGCUGCUCAAAAGAAGGCUGAGGCUGAAAAGAAGCGUGUUGAAGAAGAGCAACGUCGUCGUGAAGAAGAACGUCUCAAGCGUGUGCAAGAAGAAAUUGCCCGUGAUCAAGCUAAGCGUAUUGCUGAAGAAAUUACCGCCAAGACCGGUCUUCAACUCAAGCCUGAGGAGAUUGAAAACUCUGAUGUCAAGACUCUUCUUGACUUGAAGGUGUCUCGUCUCCAGACUGAACAAAAGGAACUCAGCGACCGUCUCAAGCAAAUUGGCAAGCGUAUCGAUCACAUUGAACGUGCUUAUCGCAAGGAGGAAAUUCCCUUGCUUGAAAAGGACUUUGAACGUCAACAAAAGGAAGACAAGGCAUUCUACCAAGCCUCUUGCAAGGCUGAGCUUGAGACUUCCAAGGCACAACAUGAGGAGAACAUGAAGCUCAAGUCACGUCUUUCUCGCAUCCUCGAUGAUUACUUGGUCUACAAGAAACAACAACAAGAUAAGCUCCAAUCUGCUGUUGAGGCUCAACAACGUGCCGUUGAAGAGGCUAUUGAAAAGGAGAAGCAAGAACGUAUUGCCUUGUGGCGUGAAAAGCGUGAUGAACUUAUCAAACAACGUGAAGCUGAGGAAGCUGCUCGCAAGCAAAAGGAAGAGGAAGAACGAAGAUUGCGUGAAGAACAAGAACGUAAGGAAGCUGAGCGUGCUGAACAACUUGCUAGAGAAAAGGCAGAGCGUGAGGAAAUCAACAGAAAACAAGAUGAGAUUGCUCGUAAGCAACGUGAGAAGGAAGCCGAAAUUGAAGCAAGGAUGGCACAAAGACGACAAGCAUCACCAGCACCUGCUGCUGCUGCUGCUGCUUCUGGUGGCCGACCUUCUGGUGGUGCCUAUGUACCUCCAAGCCGUCGUAAUCAACCCCCUGCUGGUGGCGAUGAAAGAGAUAGCUGGCGUUCAGGUAGCCGUCCUCUUGGUGCAUCCUUUGGCAGCAACCGUGAUCGUGAUCGUCGUCCUGGUGGUUUUGAUCGUGGUGGUGAACGUGAACGUGAAGGUGGUUGGCAAACUGCUCGUCGUGGCGCACCUGGUGGUGGUGGUCGUGAUGGCGACAGUGGUGCUGGUGGCUGGAGACGUGGAGGAGGAGCAGGCCGUGGUCCUGGAUCAUCCGGUAGUCGCUGGUAA
Messenger RNA from Lichtheimia ornata, 2964 nucleotides. RefSeq lists its product as uncharacterized. Gene Ontology annotation, biological process: translation reinitiation; formation of cytoplasmic translation initiation complex. The record is from RefSeq and is a predicted model, not a curated record. Gene Ontology annotation, molecular function: translation initiation factor activity; mRNA binding. NCBI's taxonomy places the organism in Eukaryota, Fungi, Mucoromycota, Mucoromycetes, Mucorales, Lichtheimiaceae. Bases 1 to 2964 code for a protein of 987 amino acids. The transcript is spliced from 5 exons. Gene Ontology annotation, cellular component: multi-eIF complex; eukaryotic translation initiation factor 3 complex, eIF3m; eukaryotic translation initiation factor 3 complex, eIF3e.